AUAUAUAUUUGUAAAUGGAGAUGUAUAGAUUGACCUGCUUUAUUUAGGCCAGUAACUGCUUCUGGGUAAUAUCCCUUAAGGUUAAAAAGCCUAGCUUCUGUUGUUGGAUAAGCAACAUGAUCAUGAUGGCCAAGUAUUUAAUUCUGACUUCCUAAAAUUUGUUUUGGCCUCUAGCCCUUCUCAGCCAACUCUUGAGUAAAUCCCUGUCAACAUGUUAGGCUGGUACAUUAUGGCCCAAAUACUCAGCAAAGGAGCCAUAUGUCUUUGUUCCUCUCAAAGCCCUUCCUUAUUACCAUCAACAAGCUGAAUGUUUUCUCAGAAGGUGAUCCUGUUCUCUGCCUUUACAUACAAAAUCAUCCCAAUUUUCAAGGUGAGAUAAUAUGACUUGUCCAAGAUGAGCAGGUAGAACAGGGAGCAAAACACAGGUCAUCCACCUCCAAAGGCAAAGCUCUCUACUAUUGCUUAAUUAGGUCUGCUGUAUGUAAUAUACAAAACAUUUUAAUUAAAAAUAAAAUGAAUUGUUAUUCAUUUUCAUGUUUACAUUUUCUUUAAAUGACAUUUUUAUACCCACCUUGUACCUUGAUGCUGACCACAAAGUCUAACCACAUUUCAGGGCAGAAGAUACUUGUGUUUUAGCCUUUACUGACUUCCUUGUCCCAUGUGCUACUUAUUCGGCCUCUCUCUUUUUAUUUCUUUUUAUUUCUUUCUUCCUGUCUUCCCUUUGUCUAUACUUUAUUCUGUUUUUUAAAACCCAUUGUAAUAAGCUUUGAGCUACUUCUCCUCUUGCUACUCAGAUAUUACUUUUAUGAAAGAAAAAAACAGAGGUGGCAAAAAUAUUUUUAAAGAAAUAGUGUUAAAGCAUGGUUUGAAGCAUACUGAUCAUCAUGAAUUAGGAGACCAAAAGUCAGAAUGUAUUCCCUUACAUUUCUUUUGCUAUCUAGGUUAAGUUUUCUUAUGACUUCUUGGGUUCUCUAACUGGGUUUGCCUCAAAUUGCCUCCUGCCGGUUACAGGGAGAGGAGAGGACUUUUAUACUGGAAAACAGAAGCGUUGCUGAUACAGUCUUGGGCUGGAGAACCUGUCUUUAAGUUUCCAUCCUGUCUUCCAAGGCUUUCAUUUAAUCUUACUUUAUAAAUGCCUGCAAAACAAGAACUGUUUUUUUGGCUUCACACUUUACUUUUGAUAUACUAAACAAACCAAGAUUUUCCCUGUGCAUUCUAAUUUUUUCUUGUGAUUAAGAGUGGUUUGCUUAUUUAUUAUUUAAAUAAAUAAUUUACCUUCUUUUCAAAAGAAUUUAAAACAGCUUGAAAGAAAAGAGUAACAUAAUAUAUUAAGCAUCCACCCUAUGCCAGACUCUAUGCAGAUGGAUUUCUGUAGGGUACUUUAUUUACUUCUUAAAACAACCAAGUGAGGUAGGUAGUAUUAGCCACAUUUUGAGGAUAAGACUGAGGCUUAGAGAAAUACUGUCACAUGGCUAAUAAGUGAGGGUAAGGAUUCAACCCAGGACUCCAAAGCUCCUUACCUUUACGUGGAAAGCCUAGGUAAACAUUUGUGUAUAGGACAGUUAAAAUAAGAAUAAAAGAAGGAAUCUUUCCUAGAAGGAUCAUACUGGAUAAUCUUUCAUUUUAAAGAACAGCAGCAGCAUUGGAAAGGAGCAGUUAUUGGUUUUCAUUAAUUGAUUUCUAUUCUCGAACAAUGAGAGGAGCUGUUGAAAGGCCCCAGUUAGCCUCAGCAAGCAGUCAUACUCGAAUUUCUAGAUUAUGGGCCUGUAUUAAGGUAAAAGAUAAGAAUGGGGACUGGAAAGGAUAUAAAUAUCUGCUAAAUGUCAUUGAACUUAAUGACUGUUUUCUUCUGAAGAUUAAUUAUUUGACAAUAAAUAGAAAGAUCACCAUCUCUCCUUUAGAUAGCUAUGACUACAAACUUUGUCAUUUACGAUCCGGAAAGAUCACCCAAGCUAGUAGCAUUUUAAGGUAAAGAACUAGAUACUCUGUCAUUGCCUGUGGUUUGCUGCUCUUGUCAAGAGAAUUGAGUUUGGACCUUCACUGCCAUGUGACACUUUCAAUUAUGGGGUAGAGACAGCUGGUCUGAGGAUUGUAGAAGGUCUUGCCUUCCUCGUAUCUCCUCUCCAACCCUGCCCUGUGCAUCCUUGGACACACUCAAGAGACGAGAAAGAGACGAGGUCAUGAGGUCUGCCAGGUAGGCUCGUGAAGCAUCUUUGCAGACAUUGUUUUAGCGUCUUCUGGAACCAAGUCUUUUAUUUUUUCUGACCUGGUUUCAUAUUUUUUCUGUAAUAUUCUGUUCAGUUUUUAUCUCACUAUGGAACCCUUCCAAGGGCAGACAUUAAAGAAAGGUAUUAGAAUAACAGGGGCAACAAAUUGUAAGACAUAUAUGUGAUAUAGUACAUUCUGUAAAUUAUAGAAUAAAAACACAUCCAUGUUCUAUCUAAUUAAUGUUAAUACUUGACAUUUACCCAGCACAUUUUAUUUUAUAAAGCUCUCACAUCUCAGAUAAUCCAGUGAGUUAGAACAGUAGAUAUCUGCAGAGGACUUUACCCUUUGCAAGGGCUCUUUGUAUGGUAUUUCACAAAACUCUUAGAGUAGUGCCAGUUACUUGGGAAUUUGGGGCUUGGACACACAUCUUUGGGUACCGAGUGUGGUGCUGUACUUACCUCAGCAAAGACUCCUCUGCUCUUCGUUUCCAUUGUUGUUGAUCUGUUUUCUAUUUUCCUGCAUCUUACCUUCCUAGGCUGCCAAAGUAAAUGCAAAGCAAGCAACAGAAAUCUCAAUUUGUGAUUUCUGAAGGGCAUUUUUAAAUGACAGAUUUUGUGUGGCACUAUUGUAAAUGUUCUAAGAGUAAGAGCCCUUCUGUUAAUGUAUACGUUAUAGAAUCCAUAGUACGGAAUCUCUUGAGCCUAGUGCUACAUGAGAACAAUGAGGGUUCCUAUUCUACUUCACUGGACCUUGGUUCUCAGACUUUAAAGAUGAUAGAGAUCCUUUUAUUAAGCCAAAAGACCCUAUGUAUUAAUUCUUUCUUCUCCCCACUUUACGGGGGUAGGGGGAGUUGGAGGCUUUGUCCGCAUAAAUAAUCCAUAUCAUAGUUGCAUUAAAUACUCAGUGUCUGGUUUUAUGCUUAUUAAAGUUGAUUCACAUCCUCAAAAGAAAUGUUUUUUUUUUUUUUUUUUUAAUGCCCAGUUUUGUGUCACUUGCAUUUGGAUUGUCCCCAGGACAACAUGAGGAUUCCUUGUGAUAAGUUUUGGUUCCAUCACUUUGAGAACCACUAAGAAUAUUCUGUUUUACUCACAAUCCAAACAAUAAAUGUUUUUCCCCUAUUUAUUCAUUUAUCCAGCACACAGUUUGCUGAAUGAAUUAAUGAUUAAUAUGACAUGGUAUCUAUCCUUCCAGAAACAGACUUAAAAAAAACUUGAGUGUCUCUGCAUUCAUCAAAUAUGAAGUGAGUACCUGUUGUGUUCCAGACAUCAAGCUGGGCAUAGCAUGCCCCUGCCCUCAGAGCAUUAUAUUCCACAGAGUUUAGCAAGGUGAACAAUUUUUACAACACAAAAAAUAGAUACAUAUGCAUGCUGUGAUAUGGAAAAGUACCAGUUUCUAUGGAAGCAUUAUCUGGGAGGAUGAAGAAAGACAUCCUGGGAAAACUUGAAGUAUAAGUAGAGGUAACCACGUGAAGGGAGUGGAGAAGGAUAUUUCAGGUAGAGGGAACAACAUCAGGAAAGGCCAGUGAGGGCAUAGAAACAGAAGAUAGAACAGUAAUUCAAGCAUUGGCUUUCAGUGGGAGUGGCAGUAAUGGGAGAAAAGAGAGGUAGGCAGGGGCCAGGUGUUGAAGGGCUUUGGGUAUCGGGUGUUAAGGAGUUUAAAUUUUAUCCUAAGGACAACAUGAAGCCAUCAGCAGAUUUUAUAUGUUAGGAAGUAUUGCAGGUAGAACUAAUGUGGAUGGUCCUCCUGCCCAUUAUUAUAAAAGACCUGUGCCUGCCUGCCCAUUUUGUCUCUCCCUUCUUCCCUCUCCCUCAAAAAUUAAAGAUAAGUUUAUAGAUUCCAGAGGAGAGAGAAAUAAAAGCUAGAGGAGUAAGUAUAACUGACUUCACCAUGAUGCAAGGAGAUUUCAAACUAAAAUAAGGUAGCUAGGGUUGUGGAUUUAUUAUCAGUGCUCCAACAAGGAGAUAGGACUUGGGGAACUGAUAGAGUGCAGAGGUUAUGGAAUUGAGAAGCCUGUAAACCUGAAGCCUAGUGGAGCUACACCUUCUGUGAAAAUUUUCCUGGUGACCCAGGAAAAGUGCAAGGUUUUCUGUAGCCUUGGGUAGGACAAAAAGCACUUGACAGCAUAAGUCCAAAUAAUACACUAAAAAUAUGAUUUAGGAACACCCUGAGAAAUUAACCGAAAAACUGAUCCAAGAUCAUUGAAACCAUUAGCAGAUAAAAACAAAUGAAAUUCCCUUCAAAGGGCUCACUUUUACAAUCUAGGGCUCUGAGGGCUCCCAAAGAAGAAAACAAUCUCCCUGAAGGUGGGCAUAAAAUAAAAAAAUUACAAACCACUUGAGGAAACAAACCAACAUGAAGUAGAGAAAGGAUGGGGAAAAUAAGUACACGAAGAUCUAGGAAUUAUGGAACUAUCUAAAAUAGACUAUGAAAAUAUAUUGCAAAUGAUCGAAGAUAAUGAAAAAGUGAGAUAACAUGAAUGAAAAGGGAUUUGAGAAUAAUAAUAUGGUCAUUGACUAAAAAUUCAUUUGAUGGGCAGCAACAGAUGAGACACAGCUAAGAGUGGACUGGUGACCUUAAAGGUGGAUCUGAGACAAUUGUAGUAUAACAGAAGAAGAUUGAGAAAUGAAGGAGCCUGCAGGCUACAUGUGGGCAUUGGUCUGGAGGGGACCAAGGACCACAGGACCAAGAUAACCGGUCAUGAAACUCAAAACUAAGUAAUUUAUUCAACAUCAGUGACUGUUAUGUUCCAAUGCUGUUUAUGUAGUGAGAAUAUGGUAAUUUUUUAAAGAUCCUAUUAAUACCUACUAGUAGGUAAUAAUGGCUCAACCAGGGGAAUGGCAGUGGAGAUGAAGAAAUGGAUGAAUUUGAAAGACAUUUUCAAGAAGGUAGAAUUAACAAGACUUGGUGAGUAAGAAAGAGAAUAGAAGCAUAAUGGAGGAAAAGUUGCUUCUUUCUGUUAAAGUGGAAAGAAAAUUUCAGAGUGGAGGUUUAUUUUAAAUGCAUUAUUUGUGUACUUUAUUACAGGUAUUGGAGAUUGAUGGAAAACAUAGUUUCUUCAAGGAGUUUUACAGGAAAGAUUAACAAUGGGUGUGUAGUUGACGGUUACUGUGAUAGAGAUGUGCCCAUGUUGCUGUGUAAGCAGUGAGGUGAUUUCUAACCAUACCUAAGGGUAGGGGCUGGGAUCAAAGAAAACAUCUCAGAGGACAUGAAGCCUGAGCUAUGUCUUGAAAGAUUAAAGUUUAACAUAACCAAGGAUAAAGAAUCAGAAGGUCCCUCAAGGUGUCCAGGCUGAAACUGGGGAGUAAUGACAGUGCGAGCGCUUGAUGGUGUGAGACCACCCCAGAGCCAGGAGAUGGCUACAGCCUUGGAACCAGAGGACCAGGAUCUUUGGGAAGAAGAGGGAAUUCUGAUGGUGAAACUGGAAGAUGAUUUCACCUGUAGGCCAGAGUCAGUCUUACAGAGGGACGACCCUGUGCUGGAGACCUCCCACCAGAACUUCCGAAGAUUUCGUUACCAGGAAGCAGCAAGCCCUCGAGAAGCUCUCAUCAGACUCCGAGAACUUUGUCAUCAGUGGCUAAGGCCAGAGAGGCGGACAAAGGAGCAGAUCCUCGAGCUGCUUGUGCUGGAACAAUUUCUUACUGUCCUGCCUGGAGAACUGCAGAGCUGGGUGCGGGGCCAAAGGCCAGAAAGUGGUGAAGAGGCAGUGACGCUGGUGGAGGGUUUGCAGAAACAGCCCAGGAGACCAAGGCGGUGGGCAGCUUCUCCUAAAGUAAUAAGCCCUGAUGACAACCAGCAAUUUCCCCCGGACUCCAUGGUGACUGGAAAUUGGAAUUAUUCCCAGGUGACUGUCCAUGUUCACGGCCAGGAGGUCCUGUCAGAGGAGACAGUACAUCUAGGAGCAGAGCCUGAGUCACCUAGUGAGCUGCAGGAUUCUGUGCAGACCUUGACUCCUGAGCAAUCCCAUGAUGAAGCCACACAGAGCCCAGAUCUGGGGCCACCAGCAGAACAAAGCCUGUGCCAGGAAGAGGAGCUCCAGCCGCUACAGGAGAGCGAGGUCCCAAUGCCCCAGGACCCAGACCUUCCUGCAGAGAGGAGCUCUAGAGACCCAGAGAUGGUUGCACUUCUUACUGCCCUAUCACAGGGACUGGUAACUUUCAAGGAUGUGGCCAUAUGCUUCUCCGAGGAUCAGUGGAGUGAUCUGGAUCCUACACAGAAAGAGUUCUAUGGAGAAUAUGUCUUGGAAGAAGACUGUGGAAUUGUGGUCUCUCUGUCAUUUCCAAUCCCUAGACCUGAUGAGAUCUCCCAGGUUAGAGAGGAAGAGCCUUGGGUCCCAGAUAUCCAAGAGCCUCAGGAGUCUCAAGAGCCAGAAAUCCUGAGUUUUACUUACACAGGAGAUAGGAGUGAGGAGGAAGAAGAGUGUGUUGAGCAGGAAGAUCCAAGUUUGGAGGAUGUACACAGGUCUAUUUCAGGAGAUACAGAAAUUCACCAGACUCCAGAUUGGGAAAUUACCUUUGAGGAUAAUCCAGGUAGACUUAGUGAAAGAAGAUUUGGUACAAAUAUCUCUCAAGUGAAUAGUUUAAUGAAUCUUCGGGAAACCAUGCCUGUUCAUACCCUGUUAGGGAGACAUCAUGACUGUCCUGUAUGUGGAAAAAGCUUCACUUGUAACUCCCACCUUGUUAGACACCUCAGAACUCACACAGGAGAGAAGCCCUAUAAAUGUAUGGAGUGUGGGAAAAGUUACACGCGGAGCUCACAUCUUGCCAGGCACCAAAAGGUUCACAAGAUGAACACUCCUUGUAAAUAUCCUCUAAACCGUAAGAAUUUGGAGGAGGCCUCCCCUCUGAUCCAGGCUGAGAGAACUCCAUCUGUUAAAACUGUUAAGAAACCCUAUCGAUGUGAUGAUUGUGGGAAACACUUCCGCUGGACUUCAGACCUUGUCAGGCAUCAGAGGACACAUACGGGAGAAAAACCCUUUUUCUGUACUAUUUGUGGCAAAAGCUUCAGCCAGAAAUCUGUGCUAACAACACACCAAAGAAUCCACCUUGGAGGCAAACCCUACUUGUGUGGAGAGUGUGGAGAGGACUUCAGUGACCACAGGCGGUACCUGGCACACCGGAAGACACACGCGGCUGAGGAGCUCUAUCUCUGCAGCGAGUGUGGGCGGUGCUUCAACCACAGUGCAGCAUUUGCCAAGCACCUGAGAGGACAUGCGUCAGUGAGGCCCUGCCGAUGCAACGAAUGUGGGAAAAGCUUCAGUCGGAGGGACCACCUCGUCAGGCAUCAGAGAACACACACUGGGGAGAAGCCGUUCACAUGCCCUACCUGUGGAAAAAGCUUCAGCAGAGGAUAUCACUUAAUCAGGCAUCAGAGGACCCACUCAGAAAAGACGUCCUAGCUAGGUCCCCGUGUGAGGUCUGCAUUCAGCUCUCAUCUGAAGGAUGUGAGGGGUAGGAAGAGCCCUUUUGUCAGCCUGGGAAGUCCUUUUCUAGGGAGUUUCCCUGACCUGCCCAGAUCUUACUUCACCUCUUCCCACAACUAAAUAAGCCCUCGGUGGAACCUCUCAGCCUUCUUCUACGCCUUGAGGAGAUGUUUUGCCCAAAGUACAAGCAGAAUUGAGGCUUCUUUUUCACAGGAGUGCUCCUGCCUCUACCUCCUGGGUAUGAAAUAGGAGAACCAGAAGACUUAAGAGGUUAUAGUUACUGUAUUGUCCAAAAAAUAGGCUGUUACAUAUCUUAAAGACUACAUAACAGCCUCAAGUUCAAAGUGGCCAAGGAUAGCCCCUUAGGAUAGGUAAGGGACCAGCCUGAAGGAUUCUGUCCUUACUGGGCUCAAAUCUUAAAGCACACAGCUCUGAACUCAAGACAGGAGGUUUGCAUCCUGAUGGCUUUGCCACGUACUCACAGAAUAACUGACAAAUCCGUCGCUGUCUGAUUCACUUCUUACCAUGCACUUUCCUUUGAUGCUGGGGAGAAGUGGACAAAAACCUCAAGGCUGCUUCAAAUGGACCUUGUCAAGCUGCUUCCUCCCCCUUUGUCAAAAUGAUAUCAGGUGCCAGACACUGCUAGAAAGGAGGGCCUAGUCAGAAGCCUCUUUCCUUAUGGGUUUUUUUUUCUGUUAAAAUUCGCCUUUAGCCUUCUUACUAUUCAGCCAGUCUCUUGGUUUUGUCCCUAGCACUUCUACUACAUGUGAGAUGUAGCAUUUGGGUGGUGAGGGAUUCAGUAAAGCAUAAUUAAAUCAUGAAAUCAUUUACAUUCCCACAUAUGUACAAACCCACCCACCCCUCCCCAGCCCCUUCACAUGGGCUGUGUGAGGGAUUUUGGAACAGUGUCAGCCUACAAAGGCACUAUAAUAAUUACAGAAUCUUGAUUGACUGGGUCAUUUCAUUUAUAUGAAGAAAACUGAAGAUCAGACUAUGGAAAGAUGAGAAAAAGCUCUUGCUGCUGGCCAAGACCAUCAAGACUAUUCUGACACCCAAUCCCCAUCAUCCUUGAAUUAGUUCUCUGAUAUCAUGGGAAAUUAUGAACCCCAGCACCUGGGACCCUGAGGAAUUUACCAGGAGUAAAUGGCUUUCAUGUA
Messenger RNA from Microcebus murinus (gray mouse lemur), 8784 nucleotides. NCBI's taxonomy places the organism in Eukaryota, Metazoa, Chordata, Mammalia, Primates, Cheirogaleidae. The record is from RefSeq and is a predicted model, not a curated record.